This is a messenger RNA of Yamadazyma tenuis ATCC 10573, 1110 nucleotides long. RefSeq lists its product as uncharacterized. The record is from RefSeq and is a predicted model, not a curated record. NCBI's taxonomy places the organism in Eukaryota, Fungi, Ascomycota, Pichiomycetes, Serinales, Debaryomycetaceae. Gene Ontology annotation, biological process: carbohydrate metabolic process.
AUGAAGUGUGUGGCCCUUAUCUGGUUUUUGCCAUGGUUGGCUAGAGUUAGUUGUUCUACCAACUACGCGUCUUUGUUCACCGAUGUGGUUGAUUUCUCGUGGAGUAGAUUCUGGGUUACUUCCAAAUCCUCCUGGAGUGAAAAUGACAAGUGCUUGAAUAAUUUUGAAUACCCAUCGGUAUGGGAUCAAGCAGUCGCAGGAAAGAUGAUUGCAGAUUCGGUGAAUGCUGCAAAUAUUGAUUUGGUGAUUGCAAACUUGAAGGACUACCUUAACUCAGACAAUUGGUUCAGCUCGUCCACCGCCAAGGACAACGACGUAUAUAUGGACGACAAUGCCCAGGUUUUGUGGGUUUUGCUCGACUCAUAUAAGUAUGCCGGUAAUGUGGACGACUUGGAGUUGGCCAAAAAGCUAAUGCUGAACUUAAUGAAUCAGGAGGCACUGGGAGGAGGUGUCUAUUGGAAACUCAAUGCCCCCUAUGUCGCAUCCAUUUCCACGGCCGAACUGGCGUUGGCCGCUACCAGACUAUACCAAGUUACUCAGGACCAACUGUUACUUGAGUUUGCCAGUAAGCAGGUUAAUUGGCUUUUAGACAACUUGCAAGACUCCAGCGACGGGUUGAUCUACGAUGGGAUCAAUUCAAAAACCGGGGCUGUUAACAAGGGGAAGUUGAGCUAUAGUGUGGGGGUGAUGGUAUCGACUUUGGCGUAUUUGAAUUCCUUUACUGGAGAAUCCGACUACUACGAUAAGGCCACCAAAUUGGUGAAUUCAGCCUUAAAUAAGAAGGGGGCAUUCUACAAUAGUGAUGGCACUUGGAACAACCCAAUGUACUACUCCCACUUGUUGUUCACCGGAAUCAGCGACUUGAUCACCAUUGCAACUGCUACAAGCAAAAGUCAAGAUACCUACUACCAGAGCCUUAUUUCUGAGGUGAACACGCAGGCGCAGAAUAUCAUCAAAACCUACCAAGUAUCCACCAACAACUUUGUGGACAAUAUACUGAGCUUCAAGGCUGAUUCUUCCAAUUACUGUGACGGCAAACCAAUUGGGAACUUGUUGCAAAGUGCUUCAGCUGCACAAAUUUUCUAUGCCAUGUCAAAAAUUGGCUCAUAG